AUGAGAAGCUACGCCAUCGCCGCCGCCAUCGCAGUCAUCUUUGUCGGGAUCGCGCUGUACUCUUCGGAGUCAAGCGCGGGUCCGGCGAAGGUAAUACUUAAGGGCGCGAAGAAAUUGCUGCCCAAACUGGCUGGACGGACAAUCCGGAUUGCCUCGGCGUUCGGAAGCAGGGGGAUUUUCAGGAUCCCCAAGGUACACCGAGCAUUCGGUUACCUCAAGCGAACGCACCCUCGGGUGGCGAAGUACCUGAAGAUCUCCACCGGCAUGUUCGGUGGAGCCGGCACAGCGGCCGGCACCCAAGCCCUGAUAGACUAUUUGGAUGAUGAGGAACUCAUGGCGGAAGUCCAGCAGAUAAAGACGUACGCCGAGACCGUGGAGAGACAGGGCGAAAUUACACAGGAAGAGGUUGAAGAUUUGGAAGGUCUCAUUUACGGCCUAUCCUAUGCCCUCGACGAACAGAAAGUCCUGCGCCCGUCUGCCUCAAUCUGGGAAAUCACGGAGAAGACGCAAAGAGAGGCCCAACACACGCCGAAAAGCGGAUGGGACGCCAUUGUCGGAUUCGCACGAGUCCUAAGGAACGACCCAGUGGCGCUGAUGAUUUUGGCGCUCACGAUCGUCUCCGGAGUCACGACCCUUUGUUGCCUCAGGAUGGCAAUAACAGAGUUGAACCGUAAGUGCAAACUCAUCAAGGGGAGGACGGAGAGACGUAGAGCGCGCAACCGUUCACUCAGACGACGCCGCUCGGGGUCCAGUACAACGAAGAGCCCCGACACUCCAAGAGACGGGGAGGACAUUGAGAUGGAGCCGCUACCA
Molecule: messenger RNA, 813 nt
Organism: Paramuricea clavata
Lineage: Eukaryota; Metazoa; Cnidaria; Anthozoa; Malacalcyonacea; Plexauridae
Source: the annotation of a GenBank genome assembly